Messenger RNA from Triticum turgidum subsp. durum (durum wheat), 735 nucleotides. The record is from the annotation of a GenBank genome assembly. Lineage: Eukaryota; Viridiplantae; Streptophyta; Magnoliopsida; Poales; Poaceae.
AUGGCAAUGCCGGACCAUCCUUCUCCGUGUGGCCGCCACCCCCAAAUCCUCUUGGAUAGAAGAUGUUUAGUGGGCCAGUUGAAAAAUUCCACCACCGCAAAAUCCAAGAACAGCAAAGGGGUUCACUUGGAGGUUUCUUUUGAAGCAGCUGACCCUCCAGCCAUCUCGCUGUGCCUGGUCAGCUGCGUUGAUCACACCGGGGAUCGCUUGGCAGCGCAGCCUCGUAUACUUGGCGUAACUGGAGGCUUUGUACUGCUGGCUAUCACCUUCUCGGACAGUGUCAACCCUUGUUUGCGGUUCAUCGACUAUUUUGUUUACAAAGCAGGGCCGGAUUUCGCCUCUCUUCAUCUUCUUGCAAGGCCAUACCCGUCUUCUUUUUCGCCAAACAUGGCUGCCAUCUUGCCUGUUAGUGAUAACAGUGAAGACUUUGCUGUCAUUUUCCCACAUGUUGAAUAUUUCAGACUUGAGUCUCGCAAACAUUACACACUCCACAUAUAUCGAUCCGACACAAAUGAUUGGCACUCUCAGGUCGCUUGUAUCGCUGAGGAUAAUGAGACAAGGAAUGCUAGGGAUAAGCUAUUGCUUCAUAAUGCCAUGAGCGUGGCAUAUGCAGAAAAGGGUAUCAUAGGUUGGAUUGAUCUCUGGUGGGGAAUUCUCUUAUGCAAUGUUUUGGAUAAAAAGCCUACCAUCCGUUUUGUUCCGUUAAUCUCACUCCAAGACCACACCGUCAUGUGA